Trypanosoma cruzi is the source of this 828-nucleotide messenger RNA. Its product is annotated as mucin-associated surface protein (MASP), putative. Lineage: Eukaryota; Euglenozoa; Kinetoplastea; Trypanosomatida; Trypanosomatidae. Bases 1 to 828 code for a protein of 275 amino acids. The record is from RefSeq and is a predicted model, not a curated record. The transcript has a single exon.
AUGGCGAUGAUGAUGACUGGCCGUGUGCUGCUGGUGUGUGCCCUCUGCGUGCUGUGGUGCGGUGCCGGCGUUGUUGUGACUGAUGGAACUGGAAUGGAUGCACAAGCCAGUGUGGCGCAACCUGGUCCUAGUGAGCCACAGAUAACAGCUGGCGGAAAUGGAGAAAAUGAAGGAGAAAAAGAUGUUACAAAAAAUGAGGAACACAAACUAUCAAAACAAGAGAAAGAUGACGUUGAAAAGAAAAACCAAGAGCAAAUCUUACCAGAAGAACACGAUCAAGCACUAACAAAUAAAGCAGCACAAAAACCCGCAGGGGAGCCAUUGGAAGAAGUGAAAAUCGAUGUUGAUUCUGAAGUUGAAGAAGAAAUAAGUCUUGUGGAUGGUGGGACUCCAAAAGAAGAUGAAAAAGAACUGGGCCAAGAAGCAGUAGAAGUUGUACUUGGCAAAGAUGAUUCACCGGUGAAUUUAACUGUCAGCCGUCAGGAAACAUCAGGCAUACAUGCAGAGGACCCUGAGGGAAAAAGCGAACAAGAGGGUGAAAAAGAAGGGGAACAACACGUUCAACACCAAGAAGAAAAUAAAGGAAAAAAACAAGACAAGGAAAAUACAGAAGAAAAUGAACAAAUGCUACAGCAACAGGAUCAAGGACUAGAACAUACAGCAGACAAACAAAAAGGAUCCAAAAAAGAUGAAAAAGCUGUUGGCACAGCCGACACAGCACGUACAGACGACAGCGAUAGCAGCACCGCGGCCUCCCACACCACCUCCCCUCUUUUGCUUCUUCUUGUUGUUGCGUGUGCGGCUGCGGCUGCGGUGGUGGCCGCGUGA